GGUUACAAUCCCCUUACUUUCGUCUCCCAGGCAGGAUUAGACCAAUUCAAGCAAUUUGCAAAUUCUAUGGGAGGUGGAGGAUCGAGUUUUCAGCCUGGAAAUAUGGGAGGGAGUUUCAAUUUCAAACCAGGCCAGAUGACAGGGAGUAGUGGAAUGUCUGGAAAUUCAGGAUCUGGGUCUGGAACUGGUUUCAACAUGGGAUCAGGUGGUGGAUCUAAUGGUUUCAAUAUAGGAUCAGGAUUCAAUACGGGAUCAGGCAGCGGAUCAGGGUCAGGUUCUGGAGGAUUCAAUAUGGGAUCUGGCAGCGGGUCAGGUUCUGGUGGAUUCAAUAUGGGAUCAGGUAGUGGAUCAGGAUCUGGUUCUGGUGGAUUCAAUAUGGGAUCAGGCAGUGGAUCAGGAUCUGGUUCUUGUGGAUUCAAUAUGGGAUCAGGCAGUGGAUCAGGAUCUGGUUCUGGAGGAUUUAAUAUGGGAUCAGGAUCAGGUGGUUUUAAUAUGGGUUCGGGCGUUUCUUCUGGUUCUAGUAGCGGGUCUGGAACGGGAGGUUUAAAUAUGGGAUCAGGAAGCGGUUCGCUUGGGUCUGCCUCCGGAAGUGGAUCUGGGAAUACUGGUAUGGGAUCUGUGACCAACUCAGGAGGGGCAGCUGUUGGUACCACUGCCGUUAAAUCCGGUGCUACUCAAGCUCCAACGUUAACCAGCAGUUGUUCCCCUUCAGCUGGUAUCUCAGGACAAAAUCCUCCUUCUGGAAGCUGCUUAUGUCUGGCUGGAACUAACGUUGUCGUUCAUGCUAAUGGUGGGAUUAAUGCACAGAAACUGGGUUCAAUAUCGCAACCGAAGUGUGUGACGUAUACCGGAAGCAAGAUCACACCAUGUUUGCACGAUGCAACGACUAAUGACAAAAGAGCGUGGUUCAAAAUAUCCCUAAACGGGCAGGUUGGUUGGAUUGCCGGAGAUUACCUAGCAGUAGCUGAUAGGUCAAGGUGCUCCUCUGGUAGUUCAAGUAGUACUGGUGGAAGUUCAUCUAGCAGUGUUAGUGGUACAUCUACUCCUGGUGGCAGCGGUAAUCAGCAGCAAGCUUCCUCAGGAACUCUGUCUAACUGUUUCCCUGGAGCUGAAAUGAAUGCACUUGAACAGAAGUUGCUACAGUAUGAGAGUCUAAGAACAACAGCAUAUGAUGCUCAGCCAAAAUCAUCUUAUAAGGACUGGACAGUGUGUGUUGGUUUUAAUUUGAAACGCGGUAAUGCAAGAAACGUGUUUGCCAAGGCCUUACCUGGUGUCAGUUUUGAUGCAGUAUACAACGGUCAACCACUGACAAGGGAGCAAUGUAUGAAACUUUUCGCUUAUGACUUGGAUGCAAACUAUGUCUCACAACCGAAAGGCCGAUUUGGAGCAUCAUUCUGCCAGUUACCCCUCAAUGUUAAAAUAGCUAUAGUUAACGCUUAUUAUCGAGGAGAUAUGGGACCAAAAACACAGAGUUUGAUAGCCAAUGGAGAUUGGUGUCACGUGAAGGCAGAGUAUCUGAAUCACGGGGACUAUAUUAACUGUGUGUCUAAAGGUAUCCCUGGUGUUUGUACUAGAAUGGACUGGAAUGCUGACCAGUUUCAGUCAAUGUGCUCUGGCAAAACAUCUAGUUCUAGUUCUUCACCAAUACAAAAUUCUGGUUCCGGUUCAUGCGAUCCAGUUGCCAAAGAAUAUGCUUGCAAGCUAUUACAGCUAUAUAAUACAGGAAAACUAAGUCUUUGGGAUGCUCAUGCAUCUAAAGAGCAUGACAGUGCCUUCUGUAUAAAUAAUAUCCGAGACACCUGCAAUGGAGGAAAAGCUCAAAGAUCAUCAUAUACAUGUUCGGAAUGCCCUAGUGGAGCGCCAGGUGGGUCUGUCUGUCUUAAUCCAAAUCUUUUGAAAUAUGUUUAUGACUUAGGAAGUAGAGGAACAGAAAAGGUCUUAGUUAAUGAGUUUGCUGGUGCCUGCCAUCAUUGUGGUUCUUGGCACUAUGAAGGUAAGGCUGUAGAUUUACAGACCAGCUCCAGGAACCAGGACUAUAUGGACACUUGUAGGAGAUUUGGAGGAACACCAUUAGAUGAACACUCUCAUAUUCACUGCACGAUAAAAAAUUAACAUAAAUAAAAUGAU
Molecule: messenger RNA, 2127 nt
Organism: Mytilus californianus (California mussel)
Lineage: Eukaryota; Metazoa; Mollusca; Bivalvia; Mytilida; Mytilidae
Product: fibroin heavy chain-like
Exons: 12
Coding region: 67-2112 (681 amino acids)
Molecular function (GO): lysozyme activity
Source: RefSeq, a predicted model, not a curated record